This is a messenger RNA of Penaeus monodon (black tiger shrimp), 3809 nucleotides long. It is a transcript of the gene Syn1, whose product is annotated as beta-1-syntrophin-like. The coding region runs from base 17 to 1468 and encodes 483 amino acids. NCBI's taxonomy places the organism in Eukaryota, Metazoa, Arthropoda, Malacostraca, Decapoda, Penaeidae. Gene Ontology annotation, cellular component: dystrophin-associated glycoprotein complex; intracellular anatomical structure. The transcript has 8 exons. Gene Ontology annotation, molecular function: structural molecule activity; protein binding. The record is from RefSeq and is a predicted model, not a curated record.
UGACGUCUGAACAAGUAUGGGAGAGAAGGUGGGUAACGCGGAGGUGUUGGUGGGGGGUACAUGGCACCAGGCUCGCCUCACACUCGAGGGCGACCUGCUUUUUGUUACACUCACGGACCUCGACGACCUCAACCUGCAAGGCUCAGAUGGCGAAGGAGGCCCCAGUGACGUCCCUGAGCCAAUAGCCAGCCAGAAGCGGGUCGUUCAGAUAUGCAAGUCUGACAACAAUGGCCUCGGAAUAUCCAUUAAGGGUGGACGCGAGAACAAGAUGCCGAUCCUCAUUUCCAAAAUCUUCAAGGGAAUGGCUGCAGACCUGACUGAGAACCUUUACGUGGGUGAUGCCAUCCUAUCCGUCAACGGUGAAGACCUCAAAGAAGCCACACACGAUGAGGCCGUCCGAGCCCUCAAGCGAGCGGGCAAAGUUGUUACACUAGAAGUUAAAUACCUGCGUGAGGUAACACCAUACUUCCGCAAGGCCUCAGUCAUGGCUGACAUCGGCUGGGAGCUCCAGUCGGGGUUCCUAGGUGCAGAAAAUGGGUUCCUGAACAAUGACGAGGACCGCAGCUCCCCUGUCAUGACCAAUGGACCUGACACACGCUCGCUGCCACUACUCUUCUGUCACUUGACCCGAAAUUACAAAUGCGAAGAGCAGUACAGCUUAGAACUGCACUCACCUGACCGCCUGCACAGCCUCAUGAUAAAGUGCCCAUCAGAAGCAGACAUUACCGGGUGGUACAAUGCCCUCCACUCCACACUGGAUCGCCUCAUGCAGUCGGCCCUCCAGCACGCCAACAAGAUGCUAGGCGAUGUCCUUGAUAAAGCCACCAUACAUCAUAUAGGCUGGCUCAAGCUGAAGGUGGACCAGGGCAAGGAGGAGUGGGAGCCUCAGUUCUGCGCAGUCACAGACCAUGAUAUGAUCCUCUUCCAGGAGGUUCCCUGGACAAAAGAAGCUUGGGCAAACCCCCUCGUUUUUUAUCCACUACUGGCAACUAGAAUUGUCAACUCGACACAUAAGGGAUCUCUAGGGGGCAGUGAGCCUAUCACAAUGACUAUGAGGUGUGGCACCCAGGAGGGCGUGUGCACGAGUGUCUUCCGGCAUGACACACAGCGUGACUUAGCUACUUGGGUGAAGGUGCUAGUCCAGGGAGCACAUAAUGCUGUGCAAAGACAGAAGGAAGUUGCUUGCUAUUGCGAGUGGAGGGGAGUCGAGGCCAAGCUAGUCCUACAUCAUGAGGAUGGCUUCACGCUGCUCUCAACACAUGAUGCAGCAGGCGGGCGUGGACGUGUUCUAUGGACGCAGCCCUUCCACAAACUAGUCAUGAGCUCGGACGAUGGAGCGAGACUCAUCUGGCUGCGCUUUGACGGGGACAUGGAAGUUGAGCUGGACCUAAAAACCAACCCCAAGCCAUUCGUGUUCAUCCUGCACACCUUCCUGUCAGCCAAGGUUCACCAACAGUCCCUCUCCUGACGCAAGCUGGACCAAAAGACCUGGACACGACCAUCAGUCACAGGGCCAUCUGAUGCCAGUAGCAAAACCGAAGCCCUCGACCAAUCCAAUCCUCCCCAACCAAACGCAAGAAGCUUGUCGAGCCAGGCUGGGGCAACCCAAGCCAGCACAAGUCAAGCCAGUGCAAGCAAAGGAGGGAAAGCCCCCCCUUCCUCUUCGCCAGGAAGACCAUCCGCCCAGAUUGAGCCCGGAGCAGCUGCCGCCCUCCAGCCCGAGCCACGGUCACAGCUGAAAACUUCCAAGGGCCAGGCUGACCUCAAGAGUGUUGCCGCAGCCAAAGGAACUAAAAUCAACUGGUGCGCGAGUUAAGAAUGGUCAAUGCCUAGCAAUCCAAUUUUAUUUUAAGGGAGGCCAUUUAUUCAAAGGUAAAAGGUAAACGUUAGUAAAAGUGAUUUUUUUAAUGAGUGGUAAGACCAAGAAUAUUACAUUAUCCCCAAGAUGAAAGAUGCCAUGAAGGGGCGAACCUUCUACUCCUUUCGUUUCAGUGAAUACUGAAAAUAAGAAACUAAGUCAUGAGUCUUGGAAUAGGAAAUGAGAGAUUAAACAGCCUCCAUGUGGUUUAUUUUUUGUUUCAUAGUUUAAGGAUUAGUGAACUAGUUUCUUUUCUUUUCCUUCAUCCUUCUUUUUUUCUCCUUUUUUUUUUUUCUUUUUUAACAUGUAAAUGUUAUGCACUGUUCUGUAUAUACACACUUGUAAUAUAGAGACAUGUUCACAUUUAGUUACAUCAGACUCACACAUAUAAAUUAAUUAUUAUUUACAUAGUUGUUAGAUGAAAAGUAUAUAGGAUUAUUUUUGUGUGUUAAGGGCUGGUUAGCACAAUGGGGUUCAUACGUCACGUUGAUUCUAGUGAACCGUAGACGCUGGAGACACAGCGAUUCAGACCUUCCUCUCACCCGUUCAGUCCCGUCUUCUUGUUAUCGAUAGCUCAACUCAGGAUCAUGAAUCUGUUGGGGAAGUUGUUGUUCCCUAAUCAUCCCCUUCUUCCCUGCCUUCUAUCUUUUGUUUUACACAUUUCUCUUGACUCUUAAUACUGCUUGUGUUUUUUGCCAUCCCAUCCUCCUGCCCACCAAUCCCAAUUGUUCCCUAGCAGAGGUUUUGUUAUAGCACGAAGAGAUAUUCCCAGUAUGAGUUGGCUAUUGCAGCAAGUCUAGGGGUCACGCAUCCCGGAGGAGCGAAGGUACGAAAUAUUUCUUGGUGCCUAAAAAAAAGGAUGCUGAUUUUUUUUUUUUUGUGAUAAACUUUUAGUAGAAGUUUCCCCCCAUGCAUGUGGCAUUUACAGCUAUUUUAUGGUAUAUAUCUGCUGCAUGUGGCAUGUUUUUGUUUAUGCUUUAGAUGGGAAGAGUAUUUAUAGAUAAUUGUUGAUUAUGCUUCUGUUGUUAUUGGAGUAUGUACAUUGCUGUGCAUCAAUGUUUAUGGGUAAUGGGAGGUAAGUUGCUCCCUUUUUUCAUUUUGUCUUUUUUUCUCUUAUUGAAUAUUUCCAUAGUGCUGGAAAUCUAUUAGCAAAGUCAACAGCAGCACUGACGUGAAGUUUAUUGGUAAAAUUCUUGGUAGAUAAGGAAAAGCAACCGUGGACAUCCCCACGAACACAUUACUGCCUGCCCUCUCAGGCACACAGACUUUUUCUCUCUUUCUCACUCUCUCUCUUUUUCAUCCAGCCUUUAUUUAUUCUUUCUUGUCUUCCUCUUUUUUUCUUUGUAGUCUCUUCCUCUUUCUUCUCUGUUGUCUCUUCCUCUGUGUUACUCUUAUUCUGUUUUUCUCUCUUUCUCUUGUUCAUUCACUCUUUGUUCUCCUCUUUUCAAUUUUCCUGCCUCAGUCGAGCUCUUACACAAACACAAAUUACUAUUCUAGCUGUUGUUGUGGUAUUUUCAUAUUUUUGACAAAUUUAUGAAAAAGAAGAGGAAGACACUGCAAUCUUACUUCUUGAGGAAGAAUUUUUUUUUUUUUUUUCUUUUUUUUUUUUUUUUUCUUUUUCAGGAGUGAGAUUCAUAUGUUUUCUUAUACAAUCAAAAUGCUGUUGUUGAGAGCCUUGCCUAUUUGUUUUCUGUAAUGGAAACUGUAUGCAUAUAUAGUUGUUGUUUGUAUUCUGGGAUCAAGCGAUGUCUUCGGAAUUGUAUUUUGCAUUAUAGACUCUAGAUAAUUUCCAAAUUUUGUUGAAGGAAAAGAUGGGGAUUUUUUUUUUUUUGUGGAAAUUAUUUCUAGGUUGAACUUUUUAAUAAGAAGUAUAUGGCAUCAUAUCAAGUAAACCAAACUAAAAGCUGUAUUUUGAGGUGGUAAAAAGCAAACAAAACAAAACAAAAAAAAA